AUGAAGAGAGGAGCAACAAUGUUUUUUGUAGAAUCGAUGAUAUUCAUCUUUAAUCUACUUUUAUUUUCAUAUCAAACCUAUAUAGAGUAUGGAGAGAGUGCCAAAAUCUUUAAGAGAGCCAGGUAUUCCAUAAAAUCCAUUCCAUUUGUAGUAUUAUUUUUAAAUUGUUGUGCAUUUGCACUUCGAAUUCCAUUUGGUAUCAUAUGCUAUGCCUAUGAUUUCGAUGAACCUUAUGCAACCCCAACAACAUACAUGUUGUUUAUUGCAGGUGUUCAUUUUUAUACCUUGGCAUGGUUAUGGAUAUGUAGAGGAUGGAUUAAAUUAUGUGUAACAUUUUUUUCAAAAGACCAAAAGAUUGAUUACAGAAAGAGAGGAUUGGUAGACCGAUGUGUCUAUGGUGUGGCCAUUGUAUUGACAGGUUUUCUAGUCAUUAUAAUGUUAAACUAUUAUAUCAUUCCCGAUCUAUACGAUUAUGAACAGAUUACACGUUUCUUUGAUGCCAUAUCAAAAAUUUUAAUCAUAUUUGUAUUUACAUUUUAUGGUAUGACAUUGAUCCGUGAACUCCGAAAAUCCAACAAACAAUUGGAUAUUUUCAUUAGAAUGAAGAUGGUCAUGAUGUUGGUGUUGGUCAACUUUAUGGUACCAGUCUUGGCCACUCUCAACAUUCUCUACAUCUACAAGGCCAAACAUAAAACACCACAGGAUUGGUUCAAUCUCUCGUUUUUCUUUAUCGAAAUGAUGAAUAGUUAUUCGAUACUGGUAUUGUUUGGUAGAAACCCUAUACUUGCAAAGAUGAGAGAGAUGGCUGGUAUCUCUGACCUCAUUAAAAAGGUUCACAUUACACCCAACACUGGAGAGAGUGAUUUUUCAAUGUCACGUAUCACCAAAAAGAGUAGUAAUACCAAUAUUGGUGAUAGUGGAGUUGCAACCAAUUCUUCAACUAUGGUCAUCAUUCAACAAACGGUUGAAAAUGAUCAAAGAGGAGAUAAUGAAGGUGAUGAUGAUGAUAAUACAACUAAAAGUGUUGGAGUAAGUGAUGGUGCUGAUUUAUAG
Messenger RNA from Cavenderia fasciculata, 1053 nucleotides. RefSeq lists its product as uncharacterized. NCBI's taxonomy places the organism in Eukaryota, Evosea, Eumycetozoa, Acytosteliales, Cavenderiaceae. The coding region runs from base 1 to 1053 and encodes 350 amino acids. The record is from RefSeq and is a predicted model, not a curated record. The transcript has 2 exons.